Messenger RNA from Orbicella faveolata, 3456 nucleotides. RefSeq names its product kinesin-like protein KIF18A. Gene Ontology annotation, molecular function: ATP binding; microtubule motor activity; microtubule binding. The record is from RefSeq and is a predicted model, not a curated record. Gene Ontology annotation, biological process: microtubule-based movement. Lineage: Eukaryota; Metazoa; Cnidaria; Anthozoa; Scleractinia; Merulinidae.
CCCGCCACCCGCCGCCAUCCGCCAUCUGGUCCUCGUUUCACAGAGAUAACAGACCGGGUUACCGUUUUGACAUCGCAUCACCAACCUUGCAGAUGGGUGAGAGCCUGGGAAUGAGGUGAACCGGGCGGCGAAUCAAAGGGUUUUCUUAUAUUCAAACAUUCUCAUUCGCAUACACGUAACGUGCUUCGGUACACAACAAUAUCUAUUAUUUCGCGAUUUCAUUACAAAUGUAAAAUUUUUAUUUGUUAUUUCUGUGCAAGAUCUGAAAAGCAAUAUUGAAACUAAACCGCCUCAUCCCUUCCCUCCCUGCUAACAAAAUACGCCCCGGGAAUUCUGACCAAUCAGCGAAGAGCUUGUGGUAAACGUUCGAAAUUCAAAUGUGUCGCAUGGACGCUAAGCAGAAAGCCGAUCAAUGGAAAUCAACAACACUACAAAAUAAUUUGGAAUUCGCAUUUCAGCUAGAACACAGACAAAAUGGUCCAAACCUCAGAAAACUGCCCUUCGAGAAAACGUUCUUCAUCGUCGAGACGAUCGCAAGUUAAUGGAGAUAAAAACAGCAAUAUGAAAGUUGUUGUGCGAGUCAGACCUGCAAACAACAUGGAAAUCGCCAAACAAUCGUCGACUUCUGUUCGUGUUAUGGACGAACGUAUGCUGGUCUUUGAUCCAAAAGACGACUCCAUUGAUUAUUUGUCAAGCAAUCGGGGUAGCAAACAACCGCACUUUCUUAAACGAAGAGCGAGAGACUUAAGAUUCAUGUUUGAUCGAGUGUUCGAUCACGAGUCCAGCAAUCGUGAUGUGUUCGAGCACACGACCAAGACCAUCGUGGAAGGAGUUCUUGGUGGAUAUAAUUGUACUGUGUUUGCUUACGGAGCGACCGGGGCAGGGAAGACGUUUACAAUGCUAGGAGAUCAAUCAAACCCUGGAGUAAUGUUUUUAACGAUGAUGGAAUUGUACAGCAGAAUUAAUGCCUGUAAAGACGAGAAGACCUCAGAUGUGGCUGUGUCGUACCUUGAGGUUUAUAAUGAAACAAUUCGUGAUCUCCUGAUGCCUGGCCAGCCUCUUGCUGUCCGGGAAGAUCCACACAGAGGAGUGUGUGUCAGUGGUCUCACUCUACACAAGCCAACUUCUGCAGAAGAGCUGCUGGGAAUGCUGGAGUUUGGUAACAACAAUCGCACUCAACAUCCCACUGAUGCAAAUGCUCAGUCGUCAAGAUCUCAUGCUGUUUUCCAGGUGUUUGUUCGACAAAAGGACAGGACAGCAGGAUUACAAGCAAACUUCACAAUGGGAAAAAUGUCUCUGAUUGACUUGGCAGGAUCAGAGCGUGCUAUAGUAACAUCCAACAGAGGUGCACGAUUCAGAGAGGGAGCUAACAUCAACAAAUCCUUACUAGCUCUUGGAAACUGCAUUAAUGCACUUGCUGACAAAGAGAACAAAACAGGGCAUAUUCCAUACAGAGACAGCAAACUAACAAGACUCCUGAAAGAUUCCCUUGGAGGAAACUGCAGAACUGUCAUGAUAGCUGCAGUAAGCCCAUCAGGUCUGAGUUAUGAAGACACCUAUAACACUUUGAAGUAUGCAGAUCGAGCCAUGAACAUCACAUGCAAGGUUGUUAAAAAUGAACUGUCUGUGGACAUGCAUGUCAGCCGCUAUGCUAAGAUUGUAGAAGAGCUACGACUAGAGAUCUCAGAGCUUAAAAAGAAACUUUUUGGAUAUGAAACUGGGCCAACAAUGCCAAGGAAGUCUGCUGAUUCUGGUGCACAAACAGAAGAGAUAGAAAGAUUAAGUUCAAGCCUAAGAGGUGUCAUGAAGGAGAGGAUGGUGGUUCGAAGAAACAUCAUUGACAUUGAAGCCACAGAGAAAGAUCUCCAAGUCAAACUUUACAGAAAGGAGCGGUCUUUAAAACGAAUGCAGUUUGUUUGUGUUGAAGGGGAGAAACUUGAGCAGACAAUUUCUAAAACCCAGUUAUGUACGAGCACCACCAAAGCCAAACAAAAAUAUCUAGCCUCAAAAAAAACAGACUAUGAAGAACAAAUAAACAAGAACAACAAGUGGAUGGAGAGGAUUCAAUCUGAAAUGAAACUUCUAGAAAAUGAUAUGGAUGCAAAAGUACAACUGGAGCAAUGUCAGUUGGUGGUGAACUUGCAGCUGGAAAACAUGGAGUUAAGAAGAAAUUGUCAGCUUUACAAGAGACAUAUAAAUGCACAAGAAAAAGAUGCCCAGAAUACAGAGAGACUGGUGGAAAAGUUACUUGGCAUGGUACAGAAGCAGUUUUUCCUCCUGAAGGGUGUCGGCCUUGCUACGCAAGAGUUGACAGAUGAAUAUGACAAUGUUAUUGAAACUGUUGAAAAGGGACGUGAAGUGAGCUGGGCAGAUCAGAAGACAACAGAUCACUGCAGCAGUGAGAAAUCAUUGUUUAUAAGCUUCCAGGCCACAAGUGUUGGAACACCACAAUCACGAACACCAAUCAGAAAACGGCAAUUCAACACACCAGUUGCAAACACCAACAUGAUGCCUUGUAGGAGUGCUACUAGAAGCAACCAAGUGAUAAGGACUUUCACUCACUCACAGAAUUCAGACAUUGGAAAUACAUGCAUUUCUUUGACUAAAGAAUUUGAUGCCAUGUCAACGCCAGCAAAAGUAUCGUGUUCAUUACAAGAAAAGUCCGAGGGACAAAAACCAGUGACACCAGGAGGAACCACAAGACAAAGUGUUAAACAAAACCGAAACAUGGCAACACCUUUACGAGUACCAUCGUCUACAUCAUUCAUAGUUUCAGACAACAUUUCAUCGCCUGCAGUGUUAAACUGCCAGAACACUUUAAAUGAGCAACUAAACUGUGUCCCAAGGAAAGUAACUCCACACCCAAAAGUUUGUUGGGCAGAUUCUCCUGUUAAAGUGGAACACUCCCCUCUAGAGAAGAUUCAGAGCACACUUCGUAAUGCCACACCCAUGAGAGAAUCAACUGACUUCAAUUUAUCAGGAAUACAGGCUCUUGCAGAAACUCCAAAAGACAAAGACCAACAAAUGAUCAAUAUGUCAUCACAACAGAUAGGACCAGUGGCUCCUGCUAGAGAUCCCCUUUCAACACCUCUCAGAGAACUGCCGGUUAAUAAACAUGUGCUUAAAGAUCAGUUGCCAUCUGUGUUUAGUCAAAGCAAUCUUUUUAGUAAAGAUAAAUCAAACAGUCACAAGAAAAGUAAAGACAUGAUGCCAAAAAGAGUUUGUAGUUCCACAAAAGAAAAUGUCCAUGCAUUUCGAGGGCCAUCUAGGACUGCCAGCGCUUUAGAGCUUAACAAGUUGCAUUCAAAGAAAGUUAAGAAACACAUCAGUGGCUUGAGAAGAGCAGUGAGCAGCACUAAUCUUGGAACAAGUAGAAACUUUGUUCCACGCACAUCGCCAAGAAAGGGAACCCUGGCCCAUUCAAGAUCAUUAACUGAGAGACCAAGAUGGCAAUAG